Iphiclides podalirius (scarce swallowtail) is the source of this 1230-nucleotide messenger RNA. The record is from the annotation of a GenBank genome assembly. Lineage: Eukaryota; Metazoa; Arthropoda; Insecta; Lepidoptera; Papilionidae.
AUGUUUCCUGUUUCAGGUAAGAAAUGGCGUUCGCUGACGCCUCAAGAUAGGCGGCCGUACGUCGAGGAGGCGGAACGCCUACGCGUCAUCCACAUGACGGAGCACCCCAACUACAAAUACCGCCCGCGGAGGAGGAAGCAGAACAAGACUAGGCCGAACCAGCCGGCGGCACCGGCGAGCGCGCCGCCCGCCGCCACCGCCGCCCUGGGAUCCCCCUACGCCACCGGAACUGACUCUCCAGACACUCGCUUCUCUCACAAUCCCGCGGCUGGCUUCUCCCCCUACCGCACCUCGCCCCUCGCCUCCGACUACCAGACCAACCAGUUCAACGGCCACGUACAGACACCCGAGUCCUCUCCCGCGAGGUCUCCGGAGCCGCAGGGCAGGAGGAGCGCGCCUGCAGAGGCCCCCCUUCCAACUCCCGACGCAUCCCCCGUAGAGAACGAAAAGGAAAACUUCCAAUACGAGGAGCGGCGAAGAGCCAUGAACGCCUCGAUCUCGGACUCGUACUCGUACAAGUUCAGGGCGCCCGGCUCUUUCUCGCCGGCGCCCGUCGCCGCCAUGGGCAUGGCGAACGGCAUGUACGUGAUGUGCACCCAGAGGACUCUCGCUGAGCAGCCGCCGCUCGUGACCGGCACGUUUUUCCCGCCGGUGGCCACGUCCCAGGACCAACAGACUCUGGGCACAUCGGCGCCCAGGGUUUCAUCUGCACCGAGCGGCUCGCUCAACGCCGAAUACAACAUCCAGUACCAUCCGUACGAGCAGUACGAGCAGAUGUACAAAACUGAGGAGUCCUACGUGCACUAUCCGGAACAGCCGAAGACCGAGUACGACGGCGGCAACUACUUCUCCGAGGAGCCUCCGUCUGGUCAAGCCGAAUCGGAGCAGGGCUACAUGACGUCACGUCCGGAAAUAAGGACCGGCUCGCCGGAGUCCGACGUGGACGCGCGAGAGUUCGACAAGUAUUUGGACUACGGCACCGAGGGAACAAUGGAACAGCACCAGCAGUACAGAUACGAGCAACAGCAGGGCUACAGACCUUAUUGCGGUGAAGCCGCGCCCGGUCAGGAGUACUGUUCAGAAAGGAUGUACGCUUCGCCGUACCCGACCGUUAUUACCGGAGCUCCGCCCCCCGGGCCGUACGCGCCCCCAGCGCCGGGCGCGGAGGUGAGACCAGAGGACGAGUUUAGCGUGAUCUUAGCUGGUGUCAGACAGACCUGCUACAGUAAC